AUGCUCACCGAUGAGAAGGCGGACAAGGAUGCGGCCAUCAUGACACACACUAAAGGGAAGGCAGGUACGGAUGUGGUCUUCAUCAUCGCGACGUGGUGCAUGUUUGGUGGAAACACAGCAAGCACGUGGGCAGAGCGUGAGAAUGGUCAAAAGCUUGGUGAGAAGAGGGCUUUCACGGACUGGGGCAACAAGAUGGCCACAGAACUGGUGAAUCUUGGGAAAAACGCCCACUUCAACUUCGACUUUUGCAAACCCUAUAUCACAGGAAAACUUCACAAGAAAUCCUACAACUACGAUGCGGCUUUCUGGUGCUAUUACAAUCGCUUAUGGAGCCCCGGCAGGGCGGGCGCCGCGAAACACGCGGCAGUUCUCUCGCCUGAGGAUCCGGGCCCAGCGAAACGGCAAAAGACAACUGGUUUGAGCAGACAAAAUCAGCAGCAGACAGAUUUCCAAACUGCGAACGAGGCGCAGCCGAAGGACGUACACAGUCGACCUGAACAAGCCACAGCAAAUGAGGCGGAUGGCACUGGAAGCUCUGACCGCCUAUUCGCAAAACUCUCAAGAAAGCAGUUGGAGGCCAUGAUCGAAGAUCUGGAAUCAAAAGUCGAAAGGCUCGAGAAGCAGAAUGCUGCUAAUUUCUCACCGUGGGAUCAUGUACAUCAGGCAACACUCAGACAUUGA
This is a messenger RNA of Diaporthe citri, 681 nucleotides long. RefSeq lists its product as uncharacterized. Lineage: Eukaryota; Fungi; Ascomycota; Sordariomycetes; Diaporthales; Diaporthaceae. Bases 1 to 681 code for a protein of 226 amino acids. The transcript has a single exon. The record is from RefSeq and is a predicted model, not a curated record.